AUGGCGGCGCCCACCGAGAUGGAAGAAGAGGAGGCAGUUUAUCUAGUAGUGACCGGCAUUCCCUCUACGUUGCGAUCGGCCCAGCUUCGGAGCUACUUUAGUCAGUUCAGGGAACAGCGCGGUGGGGGAUUCCUCUGUUUUCACUACCGGCAUCGGCCGGAGAGAGUUCCUUCCCAGGCCGCUUCCCAUUCUGCCCCAUCUUCUUCCGACCCUGCGAUGGAGGGUCAGGUUCUCACCCAGACCCCGGCCACCGAUGCCCGCGCUCUCUCUACUGCGGUCCAGACUCGCACCUGCUGCUGCAUUAUCUCAGUACGGGGAUUAGCUCAAGCCCAGAAGGUUGUUCACAUGUACUCGGGCCGCCGGUGGCUGGAUUCUCAGGGAAUUUGGCUUCCGGGUCGCUGUGUCAUCCGUAGACUUAGGCUACCCACUGAGGCAUCAGGUUUGGGUUCCUUUCCCUUUAAGACUCGGAAGGAGCUACAGAGUCGGAAGGCUGAAAAUGAAGCCUUCACCCUGGCUGACCUGAGGCAACUGCCGGAGUUAAACCCACCAGUGCUGAUGCCUAAUGGGAAUGUGGGGACUCCCUUGAGGGUCUUUUUGGAGUUGAUUCGGGCCUGCCGCCUACCACCUCGAAUCAUCACUCACCUGCAGCUCCAGUUCCCCAAGACAAGUUCUUUCCGACGAUACGGCAAUGUGCCCUUCAAGUAUGAGGACUCUGAGACUGUGGAGCAGGAAGAGCACGUGUACACAGCUGAGGGUGAGGAAAUACCCCAGGGGGCCUGCCUUUCAGAUACACCAGCCAGUCCCUGUGAAGAGCCCAAGGAGGAGGAGGAAAAAGAGGAAGAAGAGUCUCGUUCAGAUGAUGAUGAUGACCGGGGUGAGGAGUGGGAGCGACAUGAAGCACUGCACAAUGAUGUGACCAGGCAAGAGCGGACCACCGAGCGGCUCUUUGAAGAGGAGAUUGAGCUUAAGUGGGAGAAGGGUGGCUCUGGUCUGGUAUUCUAUACCGAUGCCCAGUUCUGGCAGGAGGAAGAAGGAGACUUUGAUGAACAGACAGCUGAUGACUGGGACGUAGACAUGAGUGUGUACUACGACACAGAUGGUGGAGACAAGGACGCUCGAGACUCUGUCCAAAUGCGUCUGGAACAGAGGCGUCGUGAUGGCCAGGAAGAUGGGUCCAUGAUUGGACACCAGGUGGGCACCUUUGAGCGACAUACUAAGGGUAUUGGUCGGAAGGUAAUGGAGCGCCAAGGCUGGGCUGAGGGCCAGGGCCUGGGCAGCAGAUGCUCUGGGGUGCCUGAGGCCCUGGAUGGUGAUGGCCAACACCCCAGAUGCAAGCGUGGAUUGGGAUACCAUGGAGAGAAGCUCCAGCCAUUUGGGCAACUGAAGAGGACACGUAGAACUGAAUUGGGGCUCAUUUCCACCAUCUAUGAUGAGCCUCUACCCCAGGACCAGAGGGAGUCCCUGCUCCGCAGCCAGCCACCCACUAGAAUGAAGUUUCGGACAGACAUGGCCUUUGUGAAGGGUUCCAGUUGUGCCGUGGACAGCCCCUCAGAGCCCGAGUGAGGGUUGAGGGCUUCCUUGGUCAGAAUCACUCACAGCUGCAGGAUGGCGGCCUUGUCUACCACUGAAGCACAAAGGAGUCUGGAAGAGUCGCAGUUCUGAGCCUGCUUCCGGGUCUCUACCUCAUGGGCAUUAAAAAAACACCACUACAAAAACACGACCCUACCCGUCGGAUAUUAGGAUUUAAUGGCCUCUCCACCUUGGUUCGUUUGUGCUUGCCCCGGAG
Molecule: messenger RNA, 1786 nt
Organism: Castor canadensis (American beaver)
Lineage: Eukaryota; Metazoa; Chordata; Mammalia; Rodentia; Castoridae
Gene: Gpatch3
Product: G-patch domain containing 3
Biological process (GO): negative regulation of type I interferon production; positive regulation of DNA-templated transcription; negative regulation of RIG-I signaling pathway
Molecular function (GO): nucleic acid binding
Source: RefSeq, a predicted model, not a curated record